Molecule: messenger RNA, 2200 nt
Organism: Amyelois transitella
Lineage: Eukaryota; Metazoa; Arthropoda; Insecta; Lepidoptera; Pyralidae
Exons: 3
Coding region: 454-1116 (220 amino acids)
Source: RefSeq, a predicted model, not a curated record
UUCUUUGCUUCCUAUAGUUGCAGUGUGAUGUUAUAUAGCCGAAAGUCUUCCUCGAUAAAUGGUCUAGUCAACGCAAAUAUAAUUUUUCAAUUCGAACCGGUAGUUCCUGUGAUUAGUGCGUUCAAACAAACUCUUCAGCUUUAUAAUAUUAAGUAUAUAAGUAUAUAUUAAAGUUCAGUGUCAAAUCUGUCAAUGUCUUCAGUCAUUCUAGUUUUUCUUUCAUUCAUGUCAUGUCAGGAUUUCUCGUGUUUUGUGUUGGUUGAUUUUAUUUACACUUUAAUAAAAAUAAUUAAAAAUUACUUAAUUUGGCCUCAACACUACCUUAAAAUCAAUUCAAUUAACUUUAGUUACAUUAUUCAAAUAAGUCAUUUGGAAUGAGUGAUCGCGCCUUCGGACCAUAUGUUUGACUUGUUUGAUAACAAACGGGAGGUCACAGUAGAAAAGUUGUAGAAAAUGUCCUCAAAUUUAGAGGCCGAGGACUUUAAUGUGCCUCUGGUACGAAUGGAAGAUGUUCAGCCAGACAUUUAUUGUAUGAAAGAGGAGAAUGAUUUAGAGACUUACAUAGAUGAUGAUUUGGAAUACGACAAUGAAUUUAUUGUUGAUAACGAUGAGGAUUCUAAUAUCGGGAGCAUGGUGUCUAUACACUCUGAAGAGGUCCCGGAGGAUAGCGAUAGCGCUGAAGUUAUAGUACCAGAGGUUCUGGAUUCAAAAAUAGAGCGCAAGCCAGUCAUUAUCAAAGAAAAUUAUGAAGAAAUAAACGCAGAAAAAAAUCUAGACAGUUGGCCUACUCUCGAAAUCCUACCAGGCGGUGUGAUAAAACGGGGAGAGAAAUGUAAUACCAACCUUACGACGUUGCGCACAGAGAACGAAUUGUCUUCGGAAUACAACAACGCUAACAUUUACGCUUGUGCGAAAUGUUCACAGAGCUUCAAGUUCUUGUUUUGUCUCGUGAAGCAUGUGCGGAUGCACGAAGAGAUUGCCAAGAGGAAACAUCGGGAGAUGGCGAAAUUAGUUCCAGGGCCGAAGGAAACGAAAUUUUUGAAGUUAACCAAACGUAAAGCUGUAGCGAAAACCUGCAAGAAAAAAGUCCCCAUACGAAAUAAGACAAAAUCAUAGCUUAAGGUAUUCCAUAGAUGCAAAUUAAGUACAAAUAUUUAGAGCUAACAACUGAAUAUGCCAUACAUUAGUUUGAAUACUAACCAAUGUUCUUACGGUGAGCGGUGGUGAUACCUGAACAUUUGAGCAACUGGAUGUAUAACUAUCAUCCAUUAUAGGUUUGGUUCUCUUGCAGUGGUCAUGGAAGUCAGAUGGGAUUUGUUUCCUGUAAAAAUCAGACUUAUACAAUCCAGAACGUACUCUGAGCUCGAGAGGACUUCAGAGUGGUGAAUGUGAAACCGGGACUAUAGCCUUAAAGUAUUUGUAUUUAAUGUGUAUAUCUUGUGUUAUUCAUUGUAGAGUAUAAAAUUAGGUUUCGUUUGUUUGUAAUAUGCUGUUACAAGAAAUAGUACAUAGAAAAGAAAUAAAUCACUAGCAAUGGGUGACUUAUCUCAUGAAAGUAUAUCUUCCAGUUAACCGGCAUAAUUUCAUUGUUGAGACUCAAUUAUAUUUAAAAAACAGUUCAAUUUAAAACUGUAAGCCACGUUCAGCUGUAUAAAGCCUGAUGAUGGAAUUGAGAUUCUAAUAGUGACAGAAUGGUGUUAAAAGAAAAAUGCCAAGUUUAUUGGCUCUUCCCUUGGUUGACUUGACAAUAUGCCUGUGAGGAGAAUCAGAUGGCUCACACAAUGUUUUUUUUUUCAUCCAUACCAGACCAGCAUAAAAGCUAAACAAGUUACCUUUGAUUUUGAUUAUUUAUUUUAUCAAAUCUCAUUAUUAUUGUACGAAGUACAAAUUAUUAAAUUUUUGUAGAUACUUUAAAUCUGAACGUGAUCUAUUGAUCUUUUCGAGAUUGUUGGCUCUGUCUUCCCCGCAAGGGAUAUAGACGUGAUUAUAUGUAUGUAUGUAUGUAGAUAGUUUCGCACGAAGUUAAGUAUUACCACUUUUAUAAGUUACAACGCUGUGUGUGCGUGUGCGCAGAAGUCUUAAUUUUUGUAUGACGCGUAAAAUAUAGCCAAUCAGAGCGCGCCAGUUGAAUCCGCGAACUCAAUUGUACCGUUAUUGAGAGCGAGAUGGCAGGAGGCCGUUUUUGGAUUUUAAGUUUAAU